GCUCGUAUAGUCUCUAUGUAUGCCGGGCGGUGGAUGGGGUUUUAGCUCAGAGCAGAAUAAUAGACUACGAGCUGGAAAAUGGAGACCAUUGUCGCGGGACGACGCAAUCUUGUCUUUUGUUUGGUUUUGUGCGCAAUUUCUGUAAGCUUGGUGGCAGCGAUUCCAAUUCCUGCGCACUAUGACGGAUUCGGAAUUCCACCUCGCUCGAUUCCCGAGCCCGUCUUACUGGAAGCUUUCAUCGAUCCUAUAUGCAUCGACUGCAAGAUCGCUUGGCCUACUGUCACCAAAGUCUUAAGCAUCUAUGGAUCGUCGUUAUCAUUCAUCGUCCAUCCUUUUCCUGUCCCAUUUCACCACAACGCCUUCUUUGCAGCAAGGGCCUUGCACAUAGCCUCCAGCUUGAACUCAUCUUCCACUUUCCCUCUACUGGAGCUCAUAUUCAAGAAACAGGAUUCCUUCCUCAACGAUGCAACCAAUGACGAGACUCCUGCGAGUGUGGUCUCACGGUUCGUGGGCUUAGCAGCAGAAGUCGGUUUGCCUGCGGACGAGUUUGCAGCUGGGUUCACCGAUUCGAACACUGACCAAGCGACGCGAAUCUCGUUCAAAUACGGAUGCGCCCGAUACGUGACGUCCACUCCCAGCUUUCUUUUGAAUGGGAUUUACGUUUCAGCAGACGAGACAUGGAGUGUCGAAGACUGGGCCAAACUCUUGGACCCCUUGACCUCCUCUCUAUCCGUCCAUACCUUGGACUCCAGAGUGACCACUAUCUGAGUAGGUCCGAUCUCAACUCUCAGGUGUACGCUUGCACAUGCUCUUCGUCUUUUGUUGUAUCGAAGCACAUCGUCAUUCCACUCAGAAGCGGAACUUUAAGGCCCAUCGAGUUAUAGAAAUCGGCGUAUUACUCUGAAGCUCCCUUGUACUAUCAAUGCGUUUUACUAUAAAUCUGAGUUGCGUGAGCCAAGGUUAUGGUAUGGAAUGAUCUGGCCAGACUCCUGACGA
Molecule: messenger RNA, 996 nt
Organism: Marchantia polymorpha subsp. ruderalis
Lineage: Eukaryota; Viridiplantae; Streptophyta; Marchantiopsida; Marchantiales; Marchantiaceae
Source: the annotation of a GenBank genome assembly